CAGAAAUCAAUGCCGACAAUUGUGUCCCAGACACACGUACACUGAGCUUCUUGUGGUGGGCGUUUUUGGAGCUACUCUCACACUCUGCAUCUGCCUGUUAGAGAAAGAAAGAGAAACAAUGCUCACUCGCACCCCUUAACCACCUCCUCCUUCCCUUCAUCCCUUCCAUUUCUAUUUUCAGCCAUGUCGUUUUUCUUUGCCAUUUCUUUGGAGCAUAAGCGCAAACAAUAAUUCUUUGGAGUACAUACCUUAUAUAUUGCGUCGCUCCGGACGACUAAUAUUACUUUCUUUUCCGUUUUUGGCAAUUGUAUCGUACACGGCACAGACACAAACACCCAUUUCGUUUAAAGGCUUAAAGAUUGAUUCUUUCCGCUUUCCAUUUCAUUUUCACGGAUCUGAAGUUCAGUUUUCUUACUGUUUGGAAGGACUUACACAGAUUUUAGCAGGCGAGUAUGUUGAAGCUACAACCUACUAGAAAUCUGAGGUCCAGAGGCUUUAAGGUGAAACAUUUUCUUCAGAUAUGUCUGUUGCUUGCAAUUUGCUUCUGGUUGCUUAACCAACUCAAGAACUCGUACAAUGCGAAAAAGGAAUAUGAGGAUAGCACUGGAAAUAUAUCAGAAAUGGAGCAAAAUGGGCAUGAAAAUAUAAAACUUGGGAGGAAAGGCCUGCAUCCUCGAGUUGAUGAAGCAACUUCUUUGGCAGAAAGCCAAGGGGAUAAAGCAGAAUUUGAAGAAGAGAUUGAAGAGAUUAAGCCCGAAGAUGUUGAAGAUGAUGGAAGAGGCGGUGGAGAUGAUGAGAUUGAUGGACAUGAUCAAGAUCGAGCAGAAGAGGAAGAAUCUGAUGAAGUAGAAGAUUUGAUUGAUGUAGAUGAUCGGGAGAGGGAUGUGGGAGGUGAAGAGCAAGAAAGUGAAGAGAAAAGCAAUCGAGUUGAGGAAGUAAGUUCGGUAAAUGAUCAAACGCAAAAUAAAGGAGUGAGAAAUUCACUAGAGGAACAUUAUAAGGGUGAUGAUGCUUCCAGUUCUGUGCAACACAACACGCGGACUCUAAGCACUGAAAUUGGUGAUAAUGGUGAAAUUGAUUCAGCCAAUGAGAAACCCCAAGUUAUGCUCAAUUCCAGAUUAAUGCUUAUGGAUAAAUCUCAUUUGCUGAAUGAAAAAGAUACACUUCCAGAGAAAAUUCCCAACUCAAAAGGAACAGCUAUUGGAAAACACAGAUUCCUGCAAGCUGUUUCUAGGCAGCAAUAUAGAAGCUCCAAUGAAGCCAUAAAAAGUAGGCAACCAAAUAUUAACUCAACAAUUUCCACUAUGUCUCCUAAUUUAGAUGCAGUUGAUUCUGGGAUAGCAACUGUCUCUAGGUCUAUGGUAACAGAACAGAUUAUGAAGCUUGGCGCCGCUGCUUUAUCAGAGGGAAAGAUAACUUUUGCAGCCAUCAAUGAGAAUAAUUAUACAGCAAACAGUAAAGGUUCUGAAUCUGUUGCAAAUGUAAUAGCAGAGACUGCAGUGAAUUAGUGAAGAUAUAGGCUACACCAAAUGCUCGCUUAUGCCCUAAUCCAACAUAAAACCAGAAGAUAGAGAAGAUUUACUUAACUAGAGAUGAUGAGAGCUAUUAACAAAUGCAAAUGCAAAAUGCAAAAGAGUGAUACAUCUUGAUAAUUACGCCAUAUAGGUUCAGGUUCACCCCUUUUAGAUUGGGGGAUUUAAAAUACUCCCACAUUUUUACAAUUAUCUUGUAGUUUUGCAAUUGUACAUAUAUCUCUAAUAUAUAUGCCUCUCUUUUAUGCGUCAAA
Molecule: messenger RNA, 1786 nt
Organism: Jatropha curcas
Lineage: Eukaryota; Viridiplantae; Streptophyta; Magnoliopsida; Malpighiales; Euphorbiaceae
Source: RefSeq, a predicted model, not a curated record